CAUGGGAUUUUUCCGGUACCAAAAUUCUGCCAAAAUCCAAAACUAAUUUUCUGCAUUAUUUUCAAAGAGAAAAUCGAGUCAAGUGUGGUUCUCGCCGGUUCGCUUCGUUCGAUGGGUUCCAGGGUUUGAGGUACCGCUACGGCGGAAAAGGUACAUCCAUUCUAUCCUGGGAGGAAUCAUUCCAUAACCUUGGAUACUAGAGGGGAAUAAGAUUUUUUAAGGAGAGAUAGUGAAUUCUAUCGGCUAGGACGCUUGCAUGUGUCUUUGCAUGUUUUCUUAAUCUUAUGUGUUUGUUUGUGUUGCAAAAAAAUAGUAUACGUGAGCAAUUUCCGCAACAAUUAGGACGAUUCCGGCGUCAGCCUUCCCGGUGGUUUCAUCCCACAACCCUAAUCUCGAGAGCACUUUCUGGAUCUCCUUGCUCAUUGUGAACCCGUUGUCGUUUAUGUAGAAGACUCUGAAUGCCUCUUCCAAAUCCUUCUCCAUCGCCGCUACGGAAGCCCCGACUGCUCGUCGCCGCCAUCCUCGAUCGAGCCGUAGAAAGCGAGGAACUUGUCGAAGUAGAGGGUGGGUUUACAGACGGAGGACACGAGCUCGUCGUUGGUGAAGUGGAGGUAUCCGAUUCAGUCGAGGAGUCAGCUGAGCUCAUCGAUGCUGAGCAGGCCGUCGUCGUUGAGCUGGUGGAAGAUCUAGCGGUGGUCGCUGGCGUGGAGCCCCGACGUCAUGAUUAGGUCGUGGCAGAAGGGAUUGGGUGGAAGUUUAUUGUUGUUAUUGGGGUGAGAUGAAGGAGGCGAGGCUACGGGGUGAGGAGCUGCACUGGAUACGGUGGUAAGGGACGCAACGCUGAUUGUUGUGGCUGGCUCCGUUGGCGCAUUCCGUCAAGUUUCUCACAUAGAAAUCCCUGGCUCUGCCCAGCACCCGAAUCGGGCAAGUAAUUAUCCCAACGAACAUGUUUUUUAUUGUGCCCUGCUUUCGAUUUCAUGGCGACGGCGUGAGAAGAUGCAAAAUUGAAAUUGGGGAUUUGCCGGGGUUUUCCAGAUUCGGGUCUUUGAAAUGUGUUUUAGAGAAAAAGAUUUGAUUUGGGGAAUUGAAUUUGAGGCUGGAGGGGAGAAGAAUUUUUUAUUUAUAGGGGUUUCAGAAAGCAAGUUGUGGGACGACGGUGGAGGGUUCUGCUAGAAAUUCAUAGUAAAAUGGCGACAUGUUUGGAGAUGGUGGCGGAGAGGUCGAGAGGAUAGAGAAAUGGGUUAGGUUGGAUUGAGUGUUUGGGUUGGUUAGGAGGUUUAAUUGCUUUGGGUUUUAUUUUUUUAUUAAUUGUCCCGAUGACAUGGAUGCUGACUGGAUGACUGGCUGGAUCAAAUUAAUUACGGAAAAUGACGGAAUGAUGAUUUUAUAAUAUGAUAAUAUGUAUUUUAUCGUUUUGUUACAAAUUAAAGGUUUGUGAUCAUUUGUACUAAGUGAAAAAGUUUAUGAUCAUUUAUGCUAAUUAUCCCAGAAUCGCACCAACUGAAUUGCUAUUCGUCGCCCUAAAGUUCAAUUUUUGUCGCCCUAAAAUGCAUCAAAUUGACACUUUUAACCUCUGACCCCGAUUUCUAACAAAACCCUAAACAAACAAUCCAUUUCCCUGGCCAGCCGCCACCAAACUCCUCUGUUCUCCGGUCACUUCUGCCGCUGUCGGAUUCUUCUCGCGGGCAGCUGUCCACCUAAACCCUACCAUCACCGAUGCUCGGCCUAUACUGUCAGAGUCGAUACCAAGUAGGAGGAAGAAGGCGAUGAAAAAGAAGGUCGGCGAAGCGGCGGAGGAAAUUGACAGAUGUUGAUUUCUAUGUUCGAGAAUUGCACAAGGUCUCUACCAAAAAAAAUUGCACAGGGACAUGGAAGUGGCGGCGAAGCGGCGCCGGGAAUUGGCAGACGCUGAUAAUUUUUGGAAACUUUUUUUAUUUGUAUAAUUUUUUAAUGGUUAUGUUUGGUGUAGUUGUAACUUGUAAAUCAUUAAUCUUUUAUAUUUUAUUUUGUUAUUGAGGGAUGUAUACUUGUAUGUGUUGGGAGCAAACGUCGCAACACUAAUAUAUGGACAAUUGGUCAUUCAAAUUACCUAAAAUUAAAUUAAGGAUAUUUAAGUAA
Linum trigynum is the source of this 2118-nucleotide messenger RNA. The record is from the annotation of a GenBank genome assembly. NCBI's taxonomy places the organism in Eukaryota, Viridiplantae, Streptophyta, Magnoliopsida, Malpighiales, Linaceae.